GACGAAAGCCGCGAAAUGUGUCACUUCUGUCGUCCUGUCAGUUCCCAAACAGCAGCAUGUAGUGUAAGCCGCAGUGUUGUGUGAUUAUUAUUAUAAAAAAAUAACCCAAAUCAAAACAAUGACAAACGUCUUGAUAAAUAGCUAUACAUUUAUAGUCUACAAAUAGAAAUAUUAGUCGAUAAUAUUCAUCUCAACCUACUUAGCUGUGACAUUUUUCCUUUGUUUUGUUAAAACUUAUUCAACAAUCCCCAGAUUAAAAUGCUCAGAUGACUGAAGAAACGUGAAAUUUAUGUCAUUAAAGAUAUCGAUAAACUUUGCCAGGUUCAAGCAUACUCUAGUGUCAACAUUUCAACGUCUGAAAAUGGAGGGCAUGAGUAAUGAGUAUACGGAGGUAUAUAGGCGCUUACCGCUGAAGCUGCAGCUAACCUAUGGUGUUGGACAUGUCCUCAACGAUGUCUGUGCUUCCAUGUGGUUCACCUACCUCCUAGUAUUCUUUCAUUAUGUCUUACAAUUUAGCAACUUUCAGACAGGCCUAAUGCUAUUGAUUGGUCAAGUAGCCGAUGCUUUAUCAACGCCGUUUGUCGGCUAUCAUUCCGACCAAUCGGCUGGAUCGUGGAUAUGUAAUUAUGGAAAACGAAAAACGUGGCAUCUUCUAGGUACUAUCUGUGUAAUCGGCACAUUUCCAUUUAUAUUUUCUGAAUGUCUAGGAUGCUCAAAUAGUCGUAAUACAGCAGAAGUAUUUUACUACAGUAUGUUUAUUAUCAUUUUCCAGUUUGGGUGGGCUGCCGUACAAAUAUCACAUUUAUCACUUAUUCCUGAACUUACACCCAAUGAUCACGACAGGACUAAACUGACCGCUGUACGUUACUGUUUUACUGUGAUAUCUAACGUUCUAGUCUACGUUAUUACUUGGAUAGUUUUACACAUUCACAAUGGAGACAGUUCUAAAAUUGGACCUGGUGACGAGCCUAAAUUUCAACUUGUAGUAUUGUCUGUAUUUGGAGUAGGUAUAGUGUGCUCCACAAUAUUUCAUUUCUUUGUUAAAGAAGAAAGGAACGGUACCGGGCAUGACGUUAGAGGUACACAAGUUCGAACGAGUAUUUCUGAUUUAUUACGGAAAAGCACGAUUUAUAGGAUAGGUGUCGUAUACAUGUCUUCCAGGUUAUUUGUAAACUUGUCUCAGGUAUUUAUUCCACUAUACCUUCACGAGACGCUUGAUAGUGCUGCCAGUUCAUUGGCAUUGGUACCUCUAGUCAUGUUUAUAGGUAGUUUUGUAGCUUCUUUAUUCAUAGAAUGGAUCAACAGGCAUCUUGGUCGAAAAGUAACCUACAUGUUAGGAACUAUUUUUGGGGUGGUAGGUUGUAUCUGGAUAAAGUUUGGAUAUGGAGAUAACUAUAUAAACUAUUGUAUAUACGCAGUGGCCCUCCUUAUUGGAGCAGGGGGAUCUAUUGUCUUAGUGACUAGUUUAGGUAUCACUACCGACUUUAUUGGUGAGGAUACUCAUAAUGGUGCUUUCGUAUACGGAGUUAUGAGCUUUAUUGACAAACUAGCAAAUGGAGUUGCUGUCGUGAUUAUACAAUAUCUACAUAACGAUAAGAGUAAUAUUAAUUUUUAUAGAGAAGUUUUGACUUACGUUUGUGGCGGUUCAAUAGUUCUUGGAGGUGUUGCUGUAAUCGCUUGUUUUUAUAACUCGAGAAGAACUAGAAUAGUAUAUGAAAGCAUUCCCAAUGAUAGUACUAUUAAUUAGGAUAUACGAAGAACUGAAUAAAAGGAUAUUACAGAACUCUUAAAAUAGUUAAGCGAUCAACAUAGUCACGGUGUUAGCUUAUGUCUGUCAGUUGUUCCUAAAUCAGUAUCUAAGUAUGUCACAAAAUUAUCCAUUUUAAAAGAUACGUAGUAUUUAGAU
This is a messenger RNA of Diabrotica balteata, 1906 nucleotides long. Lineage: Eukaryota; Metazoa; Arthropoda; Insecta; Coleoptera; Chrysomelidae. The record is from the annotation of a GenBank genome assembly.